CAUGUGUCCUGUCUUCAAUUUAUCAAACUGCUUGCGUAGUUUAGGGAACGAAACGGUGACUUUUUUCUUCAGACUUAGUCUGAUAUACGUGUUUUCGUCGAUAUUUAUGGGCAGAGGUAUGUUCGUAGAAUGGAAAAAAAUCCACCCUAUUGCACCUGUCACUUAACGGUUUGUGAACAGCGGAUAUAGUGGUUUGGGAAAGACUUAAGUGCUUUUACAGAACUAUUAACGCCUUGACCUUGUCAUGGAAAUGAUGGAUGAUGUUGGUUUUCUUCUGAUGUAGCCUAUGUAAUGACAGGAUUCCAGAAGGUAUUAAGUCAGAUACUCGUUUUCAAGAAGUACAAUGGACGACAUGAAAAAAGUUGCUAACAGCUCUUGCAAUGAUGGAGUUCUACUUAGAAUGGGCCUUAAUGAUAACAAAGCUGGAAUGGAGGGUUUGGAUAAGGAGAAAAUCAAUAAAAUCAUCAUGGAAGCUACUAAGGGUUCUAAAUUUUAUGAAAAUGAACUUAAGAAAGAUCAACAAGUUAAUCAACGAAUUGAAAAAAUGAUGCAGCUAAAAGAGAAAAUUACAGCACAACAGCUGUUGAAAGCACAGCUGCAGGUGGACAAACUUGUGAUGGAACUGGAACAGAACCGUAACCUUAGCAGUACAAUUGUACACAUUGACAUGGAUGCCUUCUAUGCAGCUGUGGAAAUGAGGGACAAUCCAGAGCUAAAGGAAAAACCUAUAGCAGUGGGAUCAAUGAGUAUGUUGUCCACCUCAAAUUACCAUGCUAGGAGAUUCGGUGUGCGUGCAGCCAUGCCUGGAUUUAUUGCUAAAAGGCUAUGUCCUCAUCUAACUAUAGUACCACUAAACUUUGAAAAAUAUGGCAAAGUGAGUAAAGAGGUUAGAGAAAUACUGGCUGAAUAUGAUCCCAAUUUUAUGCCUAUGGGCCUAGACGAAGCCUACCUGAACAUAACGGAGCACUUGGAGAAAAGGCUGAACUGGCCUGAAGAUAGGAGAAGGUUCAUUUUUAAUGCAGAAAGCACUACAGGAAUAGAUAAAGAUGGUGUGAAUAUGUCUGCCAAAUUUAACAAAGGUGAAGUCUCUUCUUCACCAGUACUGUUUGAAGACGACGCAUCUCUGAUGAAUGACAACCUUGAACAAAGAGGUCUACCAGUGGAAAACUCAGUUGUAUUUGGAACUUCUGCAGAGGAAGUUGUGAAGGAAAUUCGCUUUAGGAUUGAGCAGAAAACUCAACUGACUGCUAGUGCAGGAAUAGCACCAAAUACAAUGUUAGCAAAAAUGUGCAGUGACCGUAAUAAACCUAAUGGCCAAUACAGAAUUGCUCCUGACAGACAAGCAGUGCUAGACUUCCUGAAAGAUUUGCCCAUUAGAAAGGUGCCAGGUAUUGGAAAAGUAACAGAGAAGAUGUUAAAAGCCCUCGGAAUUGUGACUUGCUCAGAACUUUACCACCAGAGGGCGCUGCUUUCUCUUAUUUUCUCAGAAGUCUCUUGGCGUAAUUUCUUGGAUAUUUCCCUUGGUUUGGGCUCAACACAUUUGGAAAAGGAUGGAGAAAGAAAAAGUAUGAGCACAGAACGAACAUUCAGUGAAAUAAACACAGCAGAAGACCAGUACAGUUUGUGUCGAGAGCUCUGCAGAGACCUUGCUCAAGACUUACAGAAAGAGGGACUUAAGGGUAAAACUGUUACGUUGAAGCUUAAGAAUGUGAACUUCGAAGUUAAAACAAGAGCUUCAACUGUGCUGUCUUCUGUUGCUACUGAGGAGGAAAUAUUUACUGUUGCUAAAGAUUUGUUAGGAACUGAAAUUGAUAGUGUUGCUCCUCACCCUCUACGGAUAAGACUUAUGGGUGUACGAGUAUCAGGAUUUCUAACUGAAGAAGAAAAGAAAUACCAACAAAAAAGCAUUACAAGUUUCUUAAAAUCAGGAAAAGAAAUUGGUUCUCUUAGGCUUCAGACAGAGAAGUACAACCAAGAGUAUUUCACAAAAACUUCACAAGCACCUUAUAGGGGGAGUUUUUUCGAUCAAAAACGAGCAGCAAGACAAUUAAAUAGAGAGAAUAUUUCUCCAAAUGAAAGCAGAGGUAACCAGCUCUUUCAUGAUGAUAAAUCAUCAGAAUAUUUUGUGGAAGAAACAAAGAAAGUCACAGAUUUACAGAAUUCUAAUGUUUGUAAGAUCUUCACUUGUCCUGUUUGCUUUAAGAAGCAAAGCACCAAUAAUUUGGAAGAACUUAAUAGACACAUUGAUGAGUGCCUCAAUGGGAUGUGUGUUAAAGACACUGUGGAAAUACCCAAGAAUGACAGUUCAAGAGAAAAUGCACCUAACCUUCUUCCACAAUUUAAAAAUGAGCAUGUUGAUAAAUGUCAAAAAAAUAAAACAGAUCGAUUAGCAGGAACAGACCACUCUGCAAGUGUAUCUGACAGCUCUUCUAACAAUAGCACAGAAAAAAUUGGUCAGAUAAUACCUGAUAAACCCAAAAGAAUACCACAAGACAAGGAAGACAAUUUUGGCAAGACUGAACAUACCGAAGGAACUAGUUCAUCCUGUUUCUUUGAAGCCAAAGAAGACAAUAUUCUUGUUUGUCCAGUUUGUAAUUCAGAACAGAAAACCACCAAUCUUGUGUCAUUUAACAGACAUGUGGAUGUCUGCUUAAAUAAAGGCCUUAUCCAGGAGCUGACAGAAAAAGAGGAUUUUCCUACUAAGACUUAUAAUAGGGAAAACUCAAACAGUUUUCUUUCUGGAGGUUUAAGCAAAGGACUGCAGCGCACAAAUCCAUCACAAGGAGUGAAAAGGUCUGGACUAACAGCUUCACAGUCACUAUCUAAAAAGGCCAAGUCAAGCAAUUCCAAACAGACAAUUGAAAUGUUUUUUAAAUGACUGUGUACCAACGUGUUCUAUAUGAAGCAUUUCAUACAGUUUUAUAACUGCAAGUUGAUUUAGCAUUGGCAGUCGGCUGGGUUCAGGUGCCUGUCAUUUUGGAACCAUUAUAUAUCUGUUUAACAAGAACAUGAUAUCUGAGAUAGAAGGAGAAGUAAAAUGAAGGUUUUUUUCUUUUCUUUCCUUUGGAGAAUAAUACUUUUUUUUACACUUGUUUCCAAGAAUCAGAAUUUCCUAGCACUUUGAUUUAGCUCCCUAGAACACAGGAAUCAUUAGUUAGGGUGCCUCACUGUACUUGCUGAACUUGUAUCCUUCUCACACCUGAACUUCUCUGUUGAUUUUAUUGUAAAAGUAAAAUUAUGAGAUUAACUGUGUGAUAA
Messenger RNA from Sturnus vulgaris (Common starling), 3258 nucleotides. NCBI's taxonomy places the organism in Eukaryota, Metazoa, Chordata, Aves, Passeriformes, Sturnidae. The record is from RefSeq and is a predicted model, not a curated record.